UCAGUCAUCUUCUCAAUCCUCCAUCUUUGGAAUUCUUCAUGACUCGCCAUUAGAACCCUUGCCAUCACCCUGGACGACUGCCGCAUCCAUAUCUUUAUCACAUAAGGACAAGAUCCCUUGCCCAUUCAAAAUUUUUGAUGGAUGUCAUGGUGGUGUUGGUGGUAAUGGAUAUGCAAGAAGUACGAUUUAUAAACAUUUGUUUGACAAGCACUUCCCUGCUGAGGAUGCCAGAGAGGCUUGUAGACAGAGGAUAAGGAAUAAUGAUGACCGCUUCAAUGCCUGGGAACGGGUUUUGAGUAUCAUGCAAUCUUGGCUCUGCAUCAAGUGCCUGCGUAUUCAUGCAUGGAAAAAAUCUCGCCAGGAUUCUAGCCACUCGCACGAGGUUAUCACCGGUCCCCUCAAUGAUCAUGGGGUUGAAUUUUUAAUCCUUGACACAGUGAAACCUCAAACACCCCCAUUGGUUGAGAGUAUUGAUGGCAUCAAUGGAACUGUGGCAGCAACCCUAUCUCUUGAGACGCUGGACUUAAUCUUUCAGAGGCAGAUAACAACCACUGUAAGCAUCCCUCCCCCUUGUAGGCUAAAUUUCUCUCGUACCCUGAAAGCCACUCUUGAAAAUGUCCUGGACAAACCCAUGGAUCUGUCUGCUUGGUUGUCUCUUCCACUAUUACUUGUGUGUACCUUGAACAUGUACAUACCCAAAAGCGUUGCUGAAGAGAGAUCAGGAAGCCUGCCAAGAAGAAGAAGAAAGAUGCUAACCUGGAGGCGCGCAGGAAAAAGUUGAGCUACGGCCAUUUUACGGCAGAAAUACGCAUUUUAUCAUCUAAUGGUGUUGCCACCUCUAGUCCUGACACCCUCCAUGAUC
This is a messenger RNA of Papaver somniferum (opium poppy), 862 nucleotides long. RefSeq lists its product as uncharacterized. Bases 302 to 781 code for a protein of 159 amino acids. Lineage: Eukaryota; Viridiplantae; Streptophyta; Magnoliopsida; Ranunculales; Papaveraceae. The transcript has 2 exons. The record is from RefSeq and is a predicted model, not a curated record.